Molecule: messenger RNA, 675 nt
Organism: Daphnia pulex (common water flea)
Lineage: Eukaryota; Metazoa; Arthropoda; Branchiopoda; Diplostraca; Daphniidae
Product: putative defense protein 3
Exons: 4
Coding region: 92-595 (167 amino acids)
Molecular function (GO): oxidoreductase activity, acting on metal ions
Source: RefSeq, a predicted model, not a curated record
UCUAUAAAAGACCAUUCCAGCUGUCUAUCCUCUACUCCCUCUUCCAGCCUUUCAACUUGAUUGUUCUCCAUCGAAACUAUCUGCUUCAAACAUGUUCAAGUACGUUUGCUUGUCGCUGAGUCUUUUCCUGGCCCUGAACGGUAACCUCGUUCAAGGAACACCCACCGGCGCUCCUCUUGUUGCCUGCGCAGACAUGACACCGCAACACGGUGUCGAAGCCCAGACCAGCGCCUCUCCCUUUGGCACUACACCUUCAUCGACUUCAAUUGCUCAAGGCUCUACCAUUACUUUGACGCUGACCGGCUCAGGUCCAUUCAAAGGUUUCCUUGUUAUUGCCUUCGACAACGCCAACCAAGCAGCAGGACCCAUCGGCGCCUUCUCAGCCGUUAGCUCCGGCCAAACCCUCGAUUGCCGAACUGGAGCCACACCCAUGAACGCUGCAACUCACAUCGACAAUCUUGACAAGACUACCGUGACUAUGGACUGGACCGCACCUGCCGGAUUCGUCGGAACCGUUUUGAUCAAGACCUCCUUUGUGCAAGACGUUGCCACUUUCUGGGUCGCUACUGAAUCGGCCCUGAUUACUGUCGCCUAAAUACGUACAGUUAUUUAGUUGUCGGUGUCAAAGUUUGAAAGUGCCCUUGAGAGAAAAUAAAUUCCAUUUUUAAAGCUGAA